CUACUCAAGUUUACCUGAACUUAGUACGGCGCUAUCUAUAAUACAUACAUGCGAGAAAGAAUCAGAAUACAUGCAUAAAUACAGAUAAAGGCUCAUUCUUAAAUUCAAAAUGUUUCGCCGACUGCCCACAUCCCAUGUUUUUCCUUCCCGUUUCCUCUUCACUGCAUUCCCGUCUCGCAGACCAUUUACCACCACUCGGAUCAACUUGAAUGCCAAUGAAUCCAGUUCAUUCAGAGAAGGGGCAUCCCGAUACAAGGCUUUCGUGAGUCCCUUUGCCAAGGUCUUUCUAGGAGCCAUCUUCACCUACCAAGUUAUCUACUGGACAUGGUUGAAACUUGAGAUGGAUGAGUCGAAGUACACCAAGAAUCAAGAGGUGGCAGCUCUGGAGAAGCAGGCUAAGGAGUUGACAGGCUCCCAGAAAUAAGUCUUCUUCAUCUUAUCCUACGUGAAAAUUGUAUUAUAUAUACCCCGUUAUGUCAAUGUAAGAUC
Messenger RNA from Aspergillus alliaceus, 489 nucleotides. RefSeq lists its product as uncharacterized. NCBI's taxonomy places the organism in Eukaryota, Fungi, Ascomycota, Eurotiomycetes, Eurotiales, Aspergillaceae. Bases 110 to 424 code for a protein of 104 amino acids. The record is from RefSeq and is a predicted model, not a curated record. The transcript has 3 exons.